AUGGGAAAUUUUUGCUCCAGACAUGAAAAGAAAAGAGAUUAUAAUAACAAACACAAGAAAGAUGGAGGAUUUCAAGCCAUCCAUGCCUCUAAGGUUAGUGCCACAAAAUAUAGAGAUGAUGGUGGUGCUAGAGAUGGUAACAUGGUUUUUAUGACUGCUGCUAUAGCAACCACUCCUGUUGACACAACCUCAGGUGGAUAUCAUGGUCAUCAUGGAGGAGACAGUGGUGGACAUGGAAGUGGUGGAGGUGACGGAGGCGGUGGAGGUGGAUGCGGUGGCGGAGGGUGUGGAGGCGGUUGUGGCGGUUGA
Messenger RNA from Trifolium pratense (red clover), 309 nucleotides. RefSeq names its product cold shock protein 2-like. The coding region runs from base 1 to 309 and encodes 102 amino acids. The record is from RefSeq and is a predicted model, not a curated record. The transcript has a single exon. NCBI's taxonomy places the organism in Eukaryota, Viridiplantae, Streptophyta, Magnoliopsida, Fabales, Fabaceae.